This is a messenger RNA of Acanthosepion pharaonis, 639 nucleotides long. The record is from the annotation of a GenBank genome assembly. Lineage: Eukaryota; Metazoa; Mollusca; Cephalopoda; Sepiida; Sepiidae.
AUGUCAAUAACGAUUUUUUUUAUUCCGUUGGUCAACACGAAUCUCUAUUUCUCUCUCACUCACUGUCUUUCUCUCUUUCCCUCUUUUUCUUUCUCUUUUUCUCUUUCUCCGUCUCUCUGCUCGUCUCCCCAUUUCUUUCUUGUAUCUUUUUUCUUCAUAACAUCCUUCGUUUUUUUUCCUUUUUCAUUGCAUUUAUUUUGCUUUUGCAUUUUGCUCUCUAUUCUUGAGCUUUCAGUUUUCUUUAUUUUUCAUUUCCUUCGUCUUCUAUCAUUUUCUGUUUUUACUUCUUCUUCUUCUUCUUCUUCUUCUUCUUCUUUCACAAUCACUAUUACUACUACUAUUUUACUUCUUGUAAUCUUCCUACUUAAUCGUCUUUGUCUCUGCAUCCUAUUCCUCUUCUUCAUUUGUUAUUACUACUACUAUUCUGCUCAUUGCCCACUUUCUCGUAAGAUCUUCUUCUUCUUCUCUCCUCCUCCCCUCUUUCUUCUUCGAUUACUACGACUACCCUACUUCUUGCAGACAGGUAAGAACCCACCAAAAGUGUCCACUUUCCUAAAUCCGAGAAUAUUUGCCUAUCUACUGUACAUAAAUUCGCUAACAUUUAUCAACAGUCUUAAGUAUAAGACCGAACUAUAUUAA